Molecule: messenger RNA, 4896 nt
Organism: Prorocentrum cordatum
Lineage: Eukaryota; Dinophyceae; Prorocentrales; Prorocentraceae
Source: the annotation of a GenBank genome assembly
AUGAUGGCCAGCAGGGAGCUGACGCUGCAGCUGGGCGCGGCAGCCGCGGUUGCCGCGGCGGCGAUCUGGCAGUGCAGCCGCGUCGUGUCCAUCGGGGAUGCCUCCGCGCUCGCCGACGCGGUGGGCGGCGCCGUGUUCCAGGCGCACGACUUCGAGGCCGUCAGCUUCGUGUUGCCCGUCGCUUUCUCGCGCUUCACGGUGCCCGCGCGCCGCGCCGAGCCGCGGGCGCAGCGGGCCCUGCACGCCUUCGCGCUGGCCUGCGCGGCCUGCUGGAACCUGUGGCUGCGCAACGGUGGGCGCGCGUCCAGCUUUGCCCCCCUGCUGUCCGCCCAGGCCGCCUCCUACGCCUUGUCGCUGGACCUGUGGACAGGCUGGGCGUCGGCGCUGGCGGCGGGCGGCUGCGCCGCGGCUGUGCCCAGCUGCCGCCGCGCCAUCGGCUCGGCUGCCUAUUCUUGCUUGACGGGCGUGGACCCCGCUCAGUUCUUCACGUCGGCCGCAUUCGGCCUCGGCGUGAUCACGGGAGUUGUGAGCGUGUAUUUCGUGAAGGCAGGGCGGAAGGUCAGUCUGUUCUACCAGCCGGACCCGCUCCCGGCGCCACCACCCAAGUGGAACGAGCGGGUCCUCCUCGAGCCGGCCUCGGAGAUGGCGAUGCAGAAGUGCACGGGCGAGUCCCUGUACAAUGGGGGCAUGGUCUGGUGGGUGCUCACCCCGGACGGGGACGUUUACCCGGAGGAGCUGGUGGCGCCUCCGCUGGAGGGUAUCGCGUACUACGACGACGCGGAGUGGUUUGUCAAGCGAGGCGCCAAGUUUCUGAUACUGCAGGAGGUGCUGCGGCAGGACACGGGCAUGAUCAAGUUGCUCCGGGAUCGGGAGACCGAUGCGAGGGUCAUUCCUGUGAAGUGGAGGUCGGCUCAACAGCGCGGCCGCAACUUCCGCGAGGCCAUCUCGCUCCAAGAGUUCCACGACUUCGGCGACUCACCGCUGCAGGGCGACGUGAGCCUCCCGUGGUUGCUCACCGAGGUCUUCGACCUCGCGAUCGAGCUGGACCAGUUGAACACGAUGACCUUGACCUCUUUCGAGCUGCUCGGGCGACGCCUGCAGCUCAUCGAGCAGGCCCACGUGUACAACCCCAGCAACCCCGACUACAGCAACUCGGACGACUUCAUGGGCUGGGGCGUGCAGCGUGGUGCCGCUCUGGUGGCGCCUUCUAUCAAGAAGCGGGCCGCCGACGCAGCUCGUGAUCGGGCAGCAGUUCUGAAGGAGGGGCGGAAGCUCGACGAGGAGAUCCGCCUCCGGAAGCCGAAAGGUGACUUCGGCUCCGAGGGAGCCGUGCGCGCGCUCCUCGGGACAGACUCCGCGUACGGUGGCGAGUCGACCUUGGUGCAGUCCUACGACCGGAACCUUCUCAGCAUCCCCCACGUGGGGGCGGAACCCGCCCCUGUUAAGGAGAUGUUGCCGCCGAAGGUUCGCUGUUGUCUCGAGGACCUGAACAACAUUCUGCUCGAUGAUCAAGAGUGGGGCGCCGUGUGUGAGAAGGCGGAUCCCAUCAACCUCUACAUGGAUCCGAAGCUUCGCUACUCCAAGAAGGCCUAUUUUCAGUUUGUCCGAGACUGUCAUUCGGCAGGUCUUAUCCGCUGGGCGCCCUUGGUACGCGGGCGAGUCACUGUCUUCUGUGUUGCCAAGAAGACGGGCAAGCAGAGGCUCGUGGUGGACUGCCGCGCCACCAACAGGCGCUUCCGGCGGUGUCCUCAUUUACCUAUGGGUACCGGCUCGAGCUGGGGAGAGAUUCUCCUGGAGGACGACGCCGACCUCUGGGUGAGCCUGUCGGACAUCAAGGACUACUUCUACGCCUGCGGCAUCGACGAUGAUCUCUCCAGCUAUUUUUGCCUCGACGACGUCCCAGGUUGGCUCGUCUCCGAGCUGGAGGGCAACGACAGCCGCUUUAGCCAUUUCUACGGGCGUGACGCAGUUGCGCCCGCCUUUCGAGUGCUGCCCAUGGGCUUCAGCUGGAGCUUCUACCUGGCGCAGAUCGCCCACUCCUCCGUCGUCGAGGGGGUGCUUCCGGACACCGCCGGACUGGUACUACAGGAUCGUCAGCCUGGCCCGACGAUUGGGCCCCGCGGCCUCGCGUCGCUGCCGUACUGCGACAACCAUGCCACUGGGGCGGGCUCCCCGGGGCUUGCCGACGGCGCUCGGAUCGCAGUGGCUCGCCAGCUCACGGCCGACGGCUUCGCCGUCCACGAGGAGGAGGAGGACGCCUCCCUCUGGGCCGAGAGUCUCGGCUUCGCCAUCGGCGGCUUGACUGGCGAGGUGGGGCCUACGGCCAGGAGGGCCACCCGCCUUGCCGCCGCGGGCCGCUGGCUUGCGCGUCGCCCGAAGAUCACGGGCGCGAUGCUUGAGCGCUUCUUGGGGCACUGCACUUUCCAGCUCAUGGGCGAGCGCUCCCUGCUGAGCAUCUUCGGUUCGUGCUACCGCUCCGUCAGGGUGCAUUACAAGCAGAAGGUCCGCUUGUGGCAGUCCGCCGCGCGGGAGUGUGAGUGGCUGUCAUCUUUGGUCCGCUUUGCUCGUACCAACCUCCGCCGGCCGUGGAGCUCCACUGCCCACAUGUUCGACUCAUCGGAGACAGGCCUCGGGAUCGUCCAGGGCAUUUUCGACGAGAAGCUCAUAGCCAGCACUGGCCAGUACAAUGAGCGGUGGCGUUUCAAGCAGCCUCAUGCGCUCGCGAGGGGCGCGCGUGCGGGGGCUCUCUGGCACUUCCGAGAUGUGAUCGAAAAUGCUGAAACAGUACUCCCUGUCGCACCACCGCCCCCGCGUCCCUGGAAGAGAAGGCGCGGGUUCCCGGAGGUCCCCACAAAGUUGCUCGAGAAGGACUCCUGGCGCACCAUCCUGUCAAAGCCCUGGUUUCGGGACGAGCACAUCACCCUGCUGGAGGCCCGCACUGGAAGAUUGGUAUGCAAGUCUCUUGGGAGGUCUGUUGGAAACCGCAACAAGAAGCACCUCAUCCUCGGGGACUCCAUGGGCUCCAUCUUGGCCUUCCUCAAGGGGCGCAGUGGGGACCGUGCCAAGGCCCGAAGGGCGAGGCACGCAGUCCCAGCGGGGGGUGUUACCCCCGGGCCGCUCCUGCUCAAGAGAGACCCGCACCAGCUCAGUAUCCUGGAGCAGGCGUCGGUGCAGCCCCAGCAGGCGGCCACGUACAGGACGACCUACGCCGAGUUCGUCAAGUGGGCCGCGAACGAAGGCAUCCCACUACACUCGGACGAGGACGUGGACGCGGCGGCGGUCGACUACCUGGACGCGAUCUACCUGCAGGGCUACGAGGCGUCAUCGGGGGACAAGCUCCUCGGGGCCCUCAAGUUCAUGAGGAGUGGCGGCCCUCGCCCUCUUGCCCUGCCGCUGACGCGGAUGAGGAGGGCGCUGAGGGGCUUCCGCAAGUCCGCCCCCGGCGCCUCUCGCUUUGGGUUGCCUUGGGAAUGGACGGCUUCCAUAGCGGGGACCUUGCUGGCCACGAAGCGGCGGGGUGCGGCCCUCUGCUUGCUGGCGGCCCACGAUGCGUAUUCCCGACCUGGGGAAAUUACGGACCUGCAGGUUGGGGACGUAGUGCUGCCUGCGCCCCGCCUCCGGGGCUACCACCGCCUCUGCCUUGUCAUACGGCCGGAGGAGAGGGGGCAGCCGCGCAAAACGGGGAGCUUCGACGACACUGUCACAGUCGAGGACCUGGACGCGCACAUCUCGACCCACCUGGUGCAGCUGGCGAAGGGGCGGGAUCCGAGCGAGAAGCUGUUCCGCCUGUCGAUCAGCCAGUACAAGGACGCGUUCGAGGACGCCGCCGACCUCGUCGGGCUCGCCGCCGAGCAGCUCUGCACGCACCAAGCCAGGCACGGAGGUGCCUCGAGGGAUGCCAUGCUGAAGAGGCGCGACCUCUCCGAGAUCCAGAAGCGCGGGGGCUGGAAGACGUUCAACUCCGUCAGACGCUACGAAAAGUUUGGGAAGGUGCAGCAGGCGAUCAACCGCACGCCGUCGGACACCCUGGCCUACAGCCGGAUCGCCGUGCAGUACCUCGACGAGUGGUCUACCGCCACAGCCUCGUCCCCAGUCGUGGGCUCGCCGGCCGACAAUGGGGAUGCGCUCGCUCAGAUCAUGGCCAGGUUCAAUGCUGUCGAUCAGGGACUUGCUGAAUGCAAGAUGCUCAGCGAGAGGGUCCAGGCCAACGAAGCCAGGAUGGCCCAGUUCGAGGAGAGCACCAACAAAAGCUUCGCCGAGUUACACUCCAAGAUUGACGCCAUGCACACAGGCGUCCCCGCUGACAAGGCCGACAUCCUCGACAAGCUGCAGGAACAGGUGACCACGCUGAGCUCGCAGCUGAUGCAGACGCAGUUCGAGGCGCGCUACUCAGUCCUCAAGUCGAAUCUCCCAUCGGAGCUGGCGUCCAAGGUGACGCCGAAAUUCCAGAAUUUCAAGUACUCGUACGCAAUCGAUUUCGAGAACAAGGCCCAGGCUGACAGCUGCUGGGGCCACUUCAAAGGCAUUGCGAUGAGAUGGAUCGACCCGCGUACAUCGCAAACCCACGACCUUCGGCUCGGCAAGGACCAGCCAUUGCCUGUAAGGCACAAGGCCUACGCCCUGGGUCUCGCCUACAACAUCAUCCAGGCCGAGAUGAAGAGUAAGAUGUUGUGGAACGCAUCCUCCAUGAAGCUCGGCACCAACCCAUUCCAAGGCAUCCUCUACUUGAUGGAGAACGGCGACCCAUACGAGAUGGUCAAGCUGAAGGAGGUGAACGGCAACGGCGAAGGGCGCUUCGAGAUCGACGUAGACGCCAUGAGCUUCAAGCACUUCCAUCUGGAGGAAUCGUUCACGAACGGGAUCUCGGACCGUGUCCAGGCGUUGCUGACGGAGUAG